Messenger RNA from Malania oleifera, 1781 nucleotides. RefSeq lists its product as uncharacterized. Bases 201 to 977 code for a protein of 258 amino acids. The record is from RefSeq and is a predicted model, not a curated record. The transcript has 8 exons. Lineage: Eukaryota; Viridiplantae; Streptophyta; Magnoliopsida; Santalales; Ximeniaceae.
AACAUAUAAAUCGCAAGUCGUAAAAUUGAAUGUCCCACACCUCCGCCUCCAUUUUCCACUGUUACUUCGACGUUCCCCAAGUGCUGCAGUUAGCUCGCUGACCCCACAACACCCUUCAUUGAACAAUAGCUUUGCUCUUCUUCUCCUCAAUUCAUUCAAUUACCUUUUUGAUAAAUUCAAUCGUACCAUCUCGGAUCCAGAUGGUGUCCGAAGAUGCGGUUGUAGAGAUUGAUCACUUGGAGAGAGGGCUUUUGGCGAAUGACGGUACUUAUGUAGACAACGGAGCUGAAGAUGAAACGGUUCUAUACACCGCAUCGUUCAAAGAGAUGGAGGAUAAUUACGUCAAGUUCCAAACGGCUCGGUGGAUUCUUUAUUCGUUGCUUCUGAUUUUGGCUUGGGGAAUUGGGCUGUUUAUGUUGCUUUACGUGCCAGUGCGGAGAUAUAUCUUGCGCAGAGACAUUCAGUCUAGAAAGCUAUACGUUACACAAAAUGCUAUCGUUUACAAAGUUAAGAAGCCAGUACCAUUCCCUUGUUUUGGAGUGCUGAAGAAGGAGAAGCAUGUUUUAUUGCCUUUAGUUGCUGACAUUGUGGUUGAACAAGGAUAUUUGCAGUCUCUCUUUGGUGUCUACUCUGUUAGAAUUGAGAAUGUUGGUGUAAGAAGACCACCAAGCGAUGAUGUCCAAAUCCAAGGCAUUGUGAAUCCACAUGCUUUUAGAAAGGUUGUUCUAACACACCUUGCUAAUGUGAAAAGCGAGGUCAUCUCUAGGCAAGCUUCUGCAAUUAAUGAUGUUAAUUGGAGGAUAGGCCAUUCAUCAAGUUCUUUGAUGUCCCCUUCAAAGUCCUUGAGGACUGAUUCUCUUCCUCACUCUGGGGAGUUAAUGAUAUUACAAAAAUUAGAGGAAGUUGGAAGUUCUGUUAAGAGGGUUCAGACUUUAAUAGAGGAGCAACACUCUAAAACAUCAGAACCUGUAGAUUGAGAAAUGGUACAUAUGUUCUUCGUGAUGCAGACAGCAGUUAUCAGAUUUAGACUUUUUAGCUGCUUUUGUGGUAACUGAUUUGAUCACUGUUAGAGCUGCCGCUGUGGGAGGAGUGAUUUUCUAGUGCUGCUGCUGUGGGAGGAAUGAUUUUCUAUCUGUACAGACGUUGCUUCGUGGAGCCUUCAUGAGUUUUCUUCCUACCUCCUGUGCCUUAAUAUUUCAUGGCUGCUGCUAGUCCUGCCAAAUGGUGAAGGUUCAUUAGUCACCUCCAUUUCCAUUAGUUUGUUUUUUUCAUACGAUUCACAGAUAAAAGUAAAUAUCCUUCCCAUAUCUCUUGUCUAGCUUGAUGAUCCCUUUUUUUGGUCUAUGGUAGAUGAUUGUAUAUGUACACACGGUUUUUGAAUUCUUUAUAUAUUCUAUGCAUUGAGCUUUCUGAUUUCUGCAUGAGUUAUGUUCACUGUUUUAUGAAAGCUGCAAUUUUAAUGACACAGUUGUUUUACCUUCUAGCAAUGGGGUGGGUGGAGUGAAGGGGGAGUGGGGUCAUUUAUCAUGAAGACUGCAGGGCAUCGAGACAAGAUCAUCAAAGAGUCAGAAAGUUAUGCACAAAAUAUGAAUGAUUUACUGGUCUACUUAUAUUUGUUGGGGAUAUGCCAUGAAAACAUAUAUCUAUAGGCAGCGCUUUGGAGCAUGGUUUUCGUGCCUUAGAUACAAAUUUGUGUAAAAUUUAAUAUAAUUCUAUAUUGAUUUUUGUACAAAUCUAUAUAAAUCUAAAUUCAAGGGCCAAAGUUUAUCUUUUUUGUAUAA